Molecule: messenger RNA, 435 nt
Organism: Aureobasidium pullulans EXF-150
Lineage: Eukaryota; Fungi; Ascomycota; Dothideomycetes; Dothideales; Saccotheciaceae
Exons: 1
Coding region: 1-435 (144 amino acids)
Source: RefSeq, a predicted model, not a curated record
AUGUCUUCGACAGAGCAGACAAUACACACGUACCACUGCAUAUGCACGCAGCUUGUAAUUGCCAGCACAUCGACUCUCGACAGCCUCAAGACACGAACUGCCGACUCGUCACUGAUCCUCCCUCUACCCGAUCUCUCAACAACCUCUACAACCACCCACUAUGCCUCGCUAGCCAAUACCGUCGCCGAUACCAAGCCCGUCAUUAUUCGUCUUGAGGAUGGAUUCGAGAAGCGCUACGCCCACAAGUGCAGUCGCUGCGAAGUGACGGUUGCCUACUCGCUUGACAGGAGCCAAUUCGAGGACACGAAGACUUCUUCUGGAGUCAAACAGGAUGUCGUAUACUUGAUCCCCGGAGGACUGCUUUCAACUGAAGACAUGAAGGCUGGCAAGGAUAUGGAUGCUGAAAUCACAAAGGUUGGCGUCAAGGCUGCUUGA